Messenger RNA from Cuscuta epithymum, 2236 nucleotides. NCBI's taxonomy places the organism in Eukaryota, Viridiplantae, Streptophyta, Magnoliopsida, Solanales, Convolvulaceae. The record is from the annotation of a GenBank genome assembly.
GCAACAUCUUGAGGAUCCAAGCCUAAUCUAAUCUUUGCUGCCAACCGUUAUUUCAGUUUAUUUAAUUGGAACUUUGGAUUCCAAAUCACGUAUUGAUCCCCUGUCACGACGACGGGCUUAAAGAGUUUCGGAUUCCUAAUCAAACGGAAGCCACUCAACCAUGGCGUCUGGCGUUUCUCAGCGCUACUGCUACAGCGAUUUUUUGACGCAUUCACUUCUCCAUAGCUCACAUAACUUCUCUUCCUCUGUUUUCACUCACCGGAAUCUACGAAACCGUAAAAUUUCAGUUCGCUUUAGGACUACCGCCAAAUCACCUCUGAACAAAAUCACGGGGGUUAAGCCGGAUAAAUCAGCUCACGAUUCCGAAUCUAGACCCGAAUCUUUAUCGAGUUCGGAUUCCGGAGUCAACAAUCCGGAUCCGGAUCCGGAUCCUCCAUUACGGCUGUCUCUCUGGAAUUCGGCCUCUCCCAUAUUAGAGGGAUUUAAAGUUGAUGGACUGGUUAGGGAGAUUUUAUCAGUUGCAUUGCCUGCUGCACUGGCUCUGGCUUCUGACCCCAUUGCUUCGCUUAUUGAUACUGCAUUCGUUGGCCACUUGGGAUCGAUUGAAUUGGCAGCGGUUGGGGUUUCAGCAUCAGUGUUCAACCUUGUAUCAAAGUUAUUCAACAUUCCUCUCCUGAAUGUUACAACUUCUUUUGUAGCCGAAGAGCAGGCGUUACUGAAAACUGAUGGUGGUGCCAGUCAACAUGGAAAAAUUAUUCUUCCUUCAAUAUCAACUUCCUUAGCACUUGCUGCGGGCCUUGGCCUUGCAGAAGCUAUUGCGGUUUCUGUUGGCUCCAGUUUUCUGAUGGAUACAAUGGGUAUAACUGCUGAUUCGCCAAUGCGCACACCUGCUGAGCAAUUUCUUACCAUGAGGGCAUUUGGUGCUCCAGCAGUUGUAAUAGCACUUGCCACUCAGGGAACCUUCCGUGGGUUCAAGGACACAAAGACUCCUCUAUAUGCAGUUGGUACCGGUAACUUGCUGAAUGCAAUAUUGGAUCCAAUUUUGAUAUUUUUCUGUGGUUUUGGCAUAAGUGGUGCUGCAAUUGCUACUGUGAUAUCUGAGUACUUGAUUGCUUCCAUCCUGCUAUUCAAGUUAAAUGAACGAGUCAGUCUUAUUGUUCCAGAUAUUGAUGGGGGAAGAGUUGUUCGAUAUUUGAAAUCUGGUGCUCUACUUACUGCGAGAACAUUAGCAGUUUUUGCAACCACUACACUAGCAACAUCACUGGCUGCUAGAGAGGGUCCAGUAUCUAUGGCUGGUCAUCAGAUUUGUUUCCAAGUUUGGUUGGCAUUGUCUAUGCUUACUGAUGCUUUAGCUCUGGCAGGCCAAGCUUUCCUUGCCAGUGAUUAUUCUCAAGGUAACUAUAGCAGAGCACGUGAAGUGGUCUACAAAGUCUUGCAGAUUGGUAUGGUAACCGGAGUGGGCUUAGGUGUGAGCUUGCUCCUGUGGUUUGGAACAUUGUCCAGCUUAUUCAGCUCAGACGACGAUGUCUUACAAAUCGCCAAAUAUGGUACUUUGUUUGUUGCUGGAUCUCAACCAGUGAAUGCUAUUGCUUUUGUUUUUGAUGGACUAUAUUACGGGGUCUCUGACUUCGAAUUUGCUGCUUACUCAACGUUAGUGAUUGGAUUGAUCUCCUCCUCUUUCUUAUUGGUGGCUGUUCCUUUCUUUGGUCUUGCUGGAGUUUGGGCAGGGUUGUUUCUCCUCAUGGCUUUGCGUGUGGUAGCAGGAUGCCUAAGACUAGGAACAAGAACUGGACCCUGGAAAUUGCUAUGGCCUGAAAUCCAGAAGGACACUGCUGAUGUAGCGGAUGGGUUGUCAGUGCAAAAAAAAAAACCAGAACAUGAAUAGUCCUUAGUAUAUAUAUGUAUGCACACAUAUAUAGAAAAUGCAAAGAUCUCAGGUAUAACCUACGCGCUACAAACUUAACCAGCAUUGGGUCGAGCUAAAAUUGAACCUGCUAAUUUUACAUGUCUUUUUAGAUAUUAGUAAUGCCUGUGUAGAGAAUUGAAAAUAAAAGCAUUUCCACAAAGAAAGCUUCCAACUUGUUUAUCCAGUAGCUGUGUGAUAUAAUAAUGUUCAUUUUAGUGAUGCACAAAGUCUUCAUGACUACGGGCUAAGAUGUGAUAGAGAGGGAAUAUUUUUCUGUAAUAAAUCAGGUAAUUUAUCAUGCCCCCAAACCCCCAACAAUUUUUCUUCUGG